CUCCCAGCAGCAGCACCAGCCUAAUUCGUUGUUGCCCUUUGUCUUUAAACCAAAAAACCCUGCAGCAGCCUUCUUGUUCCUUAACAACCAUUUCUCUCUUGGGCUUCUUCGUGUCCAUGGCAACCAGAUAUCUUUCUAUUUCCCUUUCACAACCAUUUCUCUGUAACUUUUCAUAGUUCACCCUAUCUCUUUGUUAUAAUAAUAUUUCUACCUGCAUUCCCCAAACCCAUUUGACAAACACUCAUUGCUAUCAGAAAGUUGACCCUUUUUUUUUCAGAAGAAGAAAAGAAGAGCAAAAGACAGCAACCCAGAUCAGUGAUUAGUAGUUAAAGUUUACUACGCAUACAAAAAAUGAAUCUUGAUCAAGACCCUGAUCAUCCUCUGCCAUUGGAGAGGCUCUAUGACCAAGGUCCUCCGCCAUUUCUCGCCAAAACGUAUGACAUCGUCGAUGACCCAUCAACCAACCACAUAGUUUCAUGGAGCAGAGACAACAACAGCUUUGUUGUUUUGGAUCCCAAUAGCUUUUCCAUGAGUCUUCUCCCCAGAUAUUUCAAGCACAACAAUUUCUCCAGCUUUGUCAGGCAGCUCAACACCUAUGGAUUUAGGAAGGUUGAUACGGACAGAUGGGAGUUUGCUAAUGAAGCGUUUCUCAGAGGGCAAAAGCAUCUUUUAAAGAACAUCAGGAGGAGGAAGGCAUCCCAUCUUCCUCAAGCUUCACAGAAAACUUUGGACUCUUGUGUAGAAGUUGGGAGGUUUGGAUUGGACAUAGAGAUCGACCAGUUGAGGCGCGAUAAACAAGUACUCAUGGGGGAACUAGUGAAGCUUCGACAGCAACAGCAAGCUAAUAGAGUUUACCUCCAAGGAAUGGAAGAUAGACUGAAGAGGACAGAGUUGAAACAGCAACAUAUGUUGAGUUUCUUGGCAAGGGCAAUGCAGAAUCCUAAUUUUGUACAACAAUUGUCGCAGCAGAAGGACUUAAGGAAGGAACUGGAGAAAGCAGUUACCAAGAAGAGAAGGCGGACUAUUGAGCAAGGGCCUAGUAAUGUUGAGGUGGAUGAAUUAGGCCAUGUUGGAAUAGAGACUUAUGUUAAAGUUAAACCACAAGAAUAUGGUGACAUUUCUGAUCAGUUUGAAGUUUCGGAGUUGGACCAAUUUGCUAUAGACAUGCCGGGGGUAAGCAGAAGCCAAAAUGUUCAUGGUGACCAAGAAUGUAUAGAGAGAGACGAAGAACAUGAAGGUAGAGGCAAAGACCUGGAUAAGGGUUAUUGGCAAGACUUGUUCAAUGAGAAUAUUGAUGAAGAAAUUGGUUUGCUUGGUGUUCAAGAAGAGGAUCAGGAAGAUGUCAAUGUGUUAAUUGAGGAGCUUGGUUUUUUAGCUCCCAGUCCCAAGUAAAGAAGACGAUGAGCUUCUCAUGCAUACUUUCUUCAAGGGUAUGGGUUUGAGACCCUCAUCAUCAAGAUAUCAUGAAGUUCCUUGCCCGUUUCUAAGUUAGCAUUGACGAAUGAACGAACGCAUGAAUACUGAGAAGUUACACUGUUCCACUACAAACAGCUACCUGUGGUUAGUUUCCUUUUAGGAUCACUUGAAUUUCUUGGUUUUCUUGUAUCUCUGCUUUCCAUUCACUUCUCGUCUAAAAUCUGAUUGUAUUCCAGCUAGUGUUUGAAAAUCAAAGGUAUGUACUUAUCCUGAACGAUCAUUAAUCUUGACAUGACUUUAGAAAUUCAGUUAUUCAGUUAA
Messenger RNA from Pyrus x bretschneideri (Chinese white pear), 1737 nucleotides. RefSeq names its product heat stress transcription factor A-6b-like. Bases 352 to 1392 code for a protein of 346 amino acids. Gene Ontology annotation, molecular function: DNA-binding transcription factor activity; RNA polymerase II cis-regulatory region sequence-specific DNA binding. The transcript is spliced from 2 exons. Gene Ontology annotation, cellular component: nucleus. Lineage: Eukaryota; Viridiplantae; Streptophyta; Magnoliopsida; Rosales; Rosaceae. Gene Ontology annotation, biological process: regulation of transcription by RNA polymerase II. The record is from RefSeq and is a predicted model, not a curated record.